ACUUGUGAAUAUCUGCUUUCCAGAGCUCUCAUUCCUGCACAGAAUGAGUUUGAGCCACAUGGAAGACAUGCCUGUAAGCCAUUCAGGCCCUCAAGGAACACACAGACCACCCUGGAAGCAAUGGUUCCUCUACUCAACCAUAGUUAUUUUGCUGUUUCUCUGCUCCUUCAGUACACUAAUUCUUACUUUUCUUCCACUCAAGACUGCCAGUGAGCCCUGCGUAGCUAAGUUCGGACCACUUCCUUCAAAAUGGCAUAUGACAUCUCCUAAGCUUCCUUGUGUGAAUAAUACAGCUGAUUGGAACCUGAAGAUACUUCGGAAUGGCUUGUAUUUAAUUUAUGGUCAAGUAGCUCCAAAUACAACCUACAAGGAACCAGCUCCCUUUGAGGUGCGGCUAUGUAAAAACAAAGAUGUCAUACAAACUCUAACAAACAACUCUACAAUUCAAAAUGUAGGAGGGACUUAUGAACUGGAUGCUGGAGAUACGCUUCAUUUGAAAUUCAACGAUGAACAUCAGGUUCUUAAAAAUAAUACCUACUGGGGGAUCUUAUUGCUAACAAAUCCCCAAUUUAUCUCCUAG
Messenger RNA from Puma concolor (puma), 580 nucleotides. RefSeq names its product TNF superfamily member 18 (gene TNFSF18). Lineage: Eukaryota; Metazoa; Chordata; Mammalia; Carnivora; Felidae. The record is from RefSeq and is a predicted model, not a curated record. Gene Ontology annotation, biological process: T cell proliferation involved in immune response; tumor necrosis factor-mediated signaling pathway; regulation of T cell proliferation. Gene Ontology annotation, cellular component: cell surface. Gene Ontology annotation, molecular function: tumor necrosis factor receptor superfamily binding.